This is a messenger RNA of Ochotona curzoniae (black-lipped pika), 4100 nucleotides long. It is a transcript of the gene ARL4C, whose product is annotated as ADP ribosylation factor like GTPase 4C. The transcript has a single exon. Gene Ontology annotation, cellular component: cytoplasm. Gene Ontology annotation, biological process: intracellular protein transport; endocytic recycling. Gene Ontology annotation, molecular function: GTPase activity; GTP binding. Bases 501 to 1079 code for a protein of 192 amino acids. The record is from RefSeq and is a predicted model, not a curated record. NCBI's taxonomy places the organism in Eukaryota, Metazoa, Chordata, Mammalia, Lagomorpha, Ochotonidae.
GCGACCGCCGGCAGCGACGCCCGGGGAAGCCCGCGCCCCGCCUGCGCCCCGGAGUGGGAGCUGCCCCGCGGCGCGCCCCUCCCCAAGGCCGCAGGGGAACCUCGGAGCCACCCGAUCGGCCGGCGGGGCACCCAGAACCGAGCGGCGGCGGCUGGAGCGCGGGGGCGCGGCCCGAGAGAACCGAGCCUGGGCGUGAGCAUCCUGCCGCGGCGGCGCCCGAAAAGCGAUCCCGCCGAGACAAAGCUGCGUGCGCGCCGAGGCGCGAUGCCCGCGGACAGCGAGCCCGGCCGGCGAGACUGAGCGCGCCGAGCCGGGCCCCUCCGGGGUCACCGCGGCCGAGCUCCGGAGCGCGCGGAGCGCCGAGCGCGCGCGUGUGCCGGCGCGGCCCAGGUGCACCGGGCUCGGACGCGGCCGCCCCUGCUUGGCAGGGCGUGGGGCGGCGGGGGUGCGCGGCGCCCUCCCGCCUGCAGCCGCAGUGGCCAGCGCCGCAGCGAGGAGCCAUGGGCAACAUCUCCUCCAACAUCUCGGCCUUCCAGUCGCUGCACAUCGUCAUGCUGGGCUUAGACUCGGCCGGCAAGACCACGGUGCUGUACCGGCUCAAGUUCAACGAGUUUGUGAACACGGUGCCCACCAUCGGCUUCAACACCGAGAAGAUCAAGCUGAGCAACGGCACGGCCAAGGGCAUCAGCUGCCACUUCUGGGACGUGGGCGGCCAGGAGAAGCUGCGGCCGCUGUGGAAGUCCUACAGCCGCUGCACGGACGGCAUCAUCUACGUGGUGGACUCGGUGGACGUGGACCGGCUGGAGGAAGCCAAGACAGAGCUGCACAAGGUGACCAAGUUCGCGGAGAACCAGGGCACGCCGCUGCUGGUCAUCGCCAACAAGCAGGACCUGCCCAAGUCGCUGCCGGUGGCUGAGAUCGAGAAGCAGCUGGCGCUGCACGAGCUCAUCCCGGCCACCACCUACCACGUGCAGCCGGCCUGCGCCAUCAUCGGCGAGGGCCUCACCGAGGGCAUGGACAAGCUGUACGAGAUGAUCCUCAAACGCAGGAAGUCCCUGAAGCAGAAGAAGAAGCGGUAACGCGCCCGGCGCCCCGGGGUCCCGGAAUGCAUGGGCUGGGGUGCCUGGGUGCAGGGGGCGGAGGAGGACUCGAGCCCGCGGACAAAGACAGCGAACCAAAGCGACGCCUCAGGCCCCUGUCCGCGUCGGCGCCCGGCUGCGGGGCUGCUGCGGACUUAGGCCGGGCGUGAGGGCUGACCUGCCGCUACCCCUCCCCACCCGGCGCAGGGGACCUUUUGUCUGAACGCCUUCCAGGGCUGCGGAUGGGGUGGGAGCGGGGGAGUUGGGGUGGGGGGGGGACUCUGCUGCGCACCCGCCCGGGUGGCAGGUUCCCGUGUCACGGAGACAAAGCGAUUUUUUUUUCCCACUCCUGAGAGGGCUGCCCCGCCCCCACUGCGGGGAUGGCACCUGUGAGCCACCUGAGGUAUGCAGCUCCAGUCCCCACCCUCCGCCCUCCCCCGACCCUGGGGGCACCCAUCUGGGAGCAGGUUGGCAGUAGCUGCAGUGGGGAGGACUCCUUGGGGGACGCCCAGCCCUUGGCCUUCAGGGGCUGUGGAAGCUGAGUCAUUUUAUGUCACAGGGCAGGUCCCUGUUGGCAAUUUCGUUUGUCCUGCUCUGGGUUCCGAGGCGGUGACAGGGUGGGAUGGAGGGUGGGUGGGGCCGGCGGAGGACUUCCUGGGACAAUGCAACCACUCCAGGCCCCCCACCCCGGCGCCGGGCUGGCCCGGCCAGGGCUGGGCUCGGGCAAUGGAGAAGGCCCCCUGUCCUCGCUGCUUUGUGGUGGGUACAGAGGCCAGAAGGGGACAAACUGCAUUUCAACGUGGCAUCGGACAUCUUCCGGAUGCUUUGGACCCUGUCAGUAUGAGGUCGUUAUCCCACAAAACAGACCAAUAAAAAUUAAUGAAAAAAAAAAAAUCAAAGAAACCCACAAGCUGUUGAAGGUGGUGGCGAAUGAUGCUGUGACGUGUGCCUGACAGGUAAAGGUGGUUCAGGGUGAGGCUGUCGGCGCGUGCUGGAUGGGGGUGUGUGUGUGGCUGGCUGCAGGGACCUCCCUGCACUGUGUGAUGGGCGGAAAUAGCCAGAUCCACGCGUGUGGAAUUUCAGAUUCUCUGAGCCUACUGCCCGGUGUGGACUGGCCCUCCAGCUGGAAAUGUGUGCUGAAUGGCAAAAUGCGAUUUUGGUUUUUGCUUUUUCUUGCUGUUGUAAUCCCAACCGCGUGAUGAUGGGUUUUCAGACAUGUUGAAGGAAACAAGAAGAAAGGAAAAAAAAAAAGCCUUUAGCCUUCACAAGUAUUCCGCGCCCUAGAACCUUAGCGAAAAAAGGAAAGGGGUAAAAAAAGAGUCAGCUGCUGUGCCCACUUCCAAGCCUUGACGCUGCAAGCGGCAACACGUCCUGAUAUCUGAUUUGGUUCCCUAUGGUUGCUCUCUGGCUUCAGGGUCUUAUUCAGAGUUGCCUCGUUGGAGCAUUUGACGUCAUGCACCCCUCCCCAAAUAUAGAACCGCCACCUUGUCACAAAAUCCUUGCCCAGACUCGAAGAGGAAGCGCAGGGAUGAAGCCGCUGGGGGCUGGUCUUGGGGGAACUGGCUUUGCGGCUAGAGGGGCCAAAGAAGACCACCUAGAGGGCCGGAGAUAAAGGAAGGAAGUACCGGACUGACAUGGUGGCCACUGCUCGCCCGUGCUAGGUGUACCUGAGGGAGGCUUUGGAAAAUAAAUCAGUGAGGGUGAGCAACUUAUCUUUAAUAAUGCCAUAAAAAUCCAAUCUUGUCCCAGCUGAACUGAGUUGUGGUUGUAGAAGCUGUCAUUCCCUUCCAAGCCCAGAAUGGAAGGGGACGUUGGCUUCUCGCUGAAUCUGUAUUUUCUGGUGGAAUCAUGGUACCCCACUCCUUUCUCACCCCCAGAACCCCUUCAGGGGGACAGGCUUCUCUAGAAAGAAAGCCGGUAGAAAUGGACUUGCUGCCUGUGUGGGGGUCCAUGCCCAUUGUCCAAUCCGCCCUGCCUUUCAGAACCAGCAGCAGAAGCUUCCUGCUGGCCCCCAGGUCCUACGGGAAAUGUACUGUCAGCAGACGCCUAGCAGCCCGCCCUUUUCUUUCAGUGUAUCUGAGACCCCUCCAGUGCCAAUCUUUUUUCGGGGGCCAGGCAGAAACCCAAUGAAGAAAAACAGGAACAAACCAAUGUUGCAAAGCUUGCGGGAUUUAUGUUUAAGUACUGACAGCACACUCGCCGAUUUCCACGUGGGCUGGUCCCAUCGUCUAAAGAUUUAGAAUUACUAAAAAGAAAAAAAAAAAUCCAUCUUCCUUUAUUUUCUUCACCUACAGCAAUUUCUUAAGCACUUUGACAUUUUGGUAGUUCCACACUACGGAGAGAAUAAUAUAUUUAUUUUGUGACAUUGCAGAUGCCAAAUACUGUAUCCUGCUCGUGCCCACGGUCCCUCAGUUUGAGAUCACUGCUCAGGUCCCGUCAUGCUUUACAAAUGACGCGAGAUGAUCUGGGGUUUGGUUUGGGGGAUUUUUUUGUUUUUUGCCUUUGCGUUAUCAGUAGCAGUAAAAGGAUCCCAUCAAGUGUCAGUCCUUCCUUGUACGGUCAAGUGAAGCCCUGUGAUGUUCCAAUGACUCGUUCACAGCCUCAGUUUCUUUCUGUGGCGUUUGACCCAAAGCCCGUGUUGGCUCCGACCUAACAGGACGAUGUAGUCAGACUCAGAGUAGUGACCCCAGGGGUGGGCCUGCCCCAUCAGCGAUGGACGCCGCCCUUGCCCUGGGCAAGACAAGUGGGCUUCCGCCGGAGGAAGUUGGCAUCCUCCGUGGAGCGUUGGAGAUACUUUCGCCAGACACAGGGAAGCUGGUUUUGUUGCAGAAUGACUCUCUUCCCAGAUUUCUCUGUUGCAGUGUGGGGCCCGGGUCCCUGGCUUUCAUUUUUUCGUUUUGUUUUUUUCCCGUUUCGACAACUGUGAUUCUCUGUCCUGCGCAUCCCUCUCUUUGUCCUUAGAUCCUUUUAUAAUUGCAUAUAUGAUGCUGUGAACAGAAAUAAAUUAUUUAUACACUCAAA